AUAAAAUUUGGAAUUACUCGAUGUAAAAAGAAAAACAAUUUAAAACGCAAAUCUUUUCUGCCAUGAAUUGAUUCGACUCUUGAGAAGAAAAAAGUUUUCUUUUACUUUUACGACUUGUGACGUUAUAGGAAUUGCCAAUAAAUAGAUUGCAGAAGCUACAGUAUUUAUUCGUCAUACCUAAGGAAAAUCCUACUUAAAUUUGAGCUUAAAUGGAACAAUCAUGAGCAUUCGUUGCUAUCAACAGCACCAUUAUCAGUCAUUGAAUUUAUAUUCGCGUUUAACCACAAGUUGUGAUUCAAGCUGGCGCCUAUCUCUCCAAUAUCAAACAUUUCUACAGCACCACCGUCAGAAGAGACGAUGGUGUCGUCACAAGGAACUGAAGUAUAUCAGGAAGAGUUUGAGGAGUCCACGACCGAUGCAUUACCUGAAGUCCCAUCGCUGCUAUCGACUCUUCCCGUAGCGUUAGUCGUAGAACAAACUGCGAGAAUAUUGGAAGAUAUUAAAAAGAAAAUUCAACUACAAAAAGAGGAAGAAGAACGUCAAAAAUUGGAACAACAAAAUCGAAGUCAAUCGCCAACCUUCUUCACUCUUUCAAGAUCCGUUCGCGCUCCGUCAUCAGACGAUGGAAUUUUUAGCACAAGCACAACAAAAAGUUUUAUCAUUUUAAACCAUCGUUACAGUGACAGUGCAGCACCACCAAAGAAUUUAUCGCCUUUAAAUAAUACUUCAAUCCCACGAAGCCUUUCUCCUGAUUCUGGCACUGAUUAUGAACCUUUCUCGGCAUCGUCCUCCAUUUCACCGCCUUUUUUAUCAACCACUAAAAACAACAAUCUCGGAUCAAAUUCCGAUGUCAUGAAAUUGUCGCAUAACUCAGACGAUGAGAUAUUCAAACCAAUUUCAAGUUUCUCCAGUUUUAUGCCAUCAACAGCACCACCUAAACUCAAUACCAUAUCGCCCACAACAAGUUUGAGUUCAAUUCACAGUUCGGUUCGACGUUUAAGUGGAAUUACAAUGUCACAUCCAACAACAACCUCGCUAGCAAAAUCUACACCAUCAAUUUCUACAGAUUUGAUAAAGGAAGCCCACUUCAAACCAAUACCAACGUCAACGAGUGAUCCGCCACGUCCUUUAUCUUUUCAAGUGCUUCAAACGAAUUUUAAUUUUGAUACAAAUUCCAUCGACACAUAUCAUGAGGCAGCUUUCACAUCACUUGAUCCAAUCAGUGGUGGUCGACAUAAAUCAUUGGCAAAUUUACCACUUAUGACUCCAACAACAACAGCAACAAUAGCUCCUUUAACAUCAUGGAUACCGUCACUUCCUACUUCAACUACAAUUACAACGUCCAAGUUGACAGGUUUAUUGAAUAGCAGCAGUCGUUUAACUUUUGGUGAUCCAAACGCAAUCAAGCCAAUUGUCAGUGCACUAGAAUAUCCAACGUUCAAAUUACCAACUUACUCUUUUUCCACGGAAUUGAAAACAGCGCCAGAAUUUCCAACAAGAACACUUGACAAUCAUGCAAAGUCUUUCGAUGAAACUUUAACAAGAUCAACGACGUUGGAAAAAUAUAAUGAAUUUGUAGAGAAACAAAAGCUUCAAAUUGAAUUGAAUCAACAGCAGCGACAAGAAUAUCCUUUGUCAUUAUCUUUAUCACCACCGAUGAAUAGAAGAAGCAUGAAUAUGCCAGCGCUUAAAGGAUGCAGCUCAAGUUUGUGA
This is a messenger RNA of Clunio marinus, 1713 nucleotides long. Lineage: Eukaryota; Metazoa; Arthropoda; Insecta; Diptera; Chironomidae. The record is from the annotation of a GenBank genome assembly.